Messenger RNA from Haliotis rubra (blacklip abalone), 2932 nucleotides. RefSeq lists its product as uncharacterized. Bases 927 to 1841 code for a protein of 304 amino acids. The transcript is spliced from 4 exons. The record is from RefSeq and is a predicted model, not a curated record. NCBI's taxonomy places the organism in Eukaryota, Metazoa, Mollusca, Gastropoda, Lepetellida, Haliotidae.
CACACCACAGUAACACGUGACGAAUACGAAUCAUGCCUACCGUCUUCUAACGCUAGUUUAUUUACGAAUACUGAAUAGCAAUGCUGAUGAAAACACAUUGUUUUCCUGACACUUUCUCAUAAAAUAAAUAUACAGAUAUGACUUGUAAUUGUUCUAAAGAUAUUUAUUCCCUGAAACUUAAUAAAUUGACCAAUUAAGCAAAGCUAAAGUGUUUAGUCAACCACACGAAUCUACUUGAAAGGUACUGAUUCUAAAAAUUCCCAAACUGUCUUUUUGAAGGAUAUUUUAGGUGUCUCCGUAUUUGUUAGGUAUUUGGUUGUGUGGGUAACUCUACAUCUCUUAUCCUAUUCACGUAGAUCACUGCUGAGGAUGUUAAUAACUGGUUCGCGUUGUCUGACGUCGAGUACUCAACGACCAGUUUGGAUGGUCGUUAAACCACAAACAAUGUUGACCAGCGAUAUGUUAUAUUGGUUUCUGUUAUAUCGAACAGACGGAUAUAUCGAGCUCCCCUCGAACUGAUUUCGACACUGCGGUAUCCAAAUGUUUUCGACACAGUCCUCCUAGAACUGUGAUGCCUCUGACACAGUCUGUACUCUGUCUCUCUGUAUAAUACACAUUCAUCACAUGCAUUCACUGCUUUGCUCAUUCUCACAUUUAUGGUGUUUACACAGUGGUAAUCUGGACAACCAUACAUGCGUCAGUUAUCACAUAUAUUUACUCAAUGACGCUGCUCACAAGUAGAUAAAUAUGCUGAAUAACGUAUUCAGGAUCAUAAACAUGUAUACCAAAAGGUUCCGCUUUCUAUGCAUCGUGUGCCGGCGCUUUGAAACACACGUUCACGUUUUUUCCUCAUGUUUUACUUCCUAUUACCUACAACUGAUAUCAGCAUCUCGUUGACGUAACGCCAUUAGCCCUCCUCCUCCACCAUGUCGGUUGUACUUCACAGUGGCGGGAUCCUUGGCUUCUGUAUAGCCCAAGGACUUUCAAGUACCGCGGUUCCCACACAGACGCGGACAAUCUGCUCUGGUAAGUUCGGUCCGAUGUGCUCCCUGACCUGUGGUCAUUGUGUGGAUGACGAGCCAUGCCACCAGGACACGGGCGUCUGUUUGAGAGGCUGCCAGGAUGGUUUCACUGGACACAGCUGUAAGGAGACGCUGGACUCGACCAGCCCCUUCCAGGCCGGACUAGCUGGCGGGGUUGUCAUGGUGGUUGCUGUCCUGGUCAUCGCUGCGAUUGUUGUAGGUGCUCACUAUCUGUGGAAGAAAAGACAGAGAAGCAGAGAAAACGGGAACCUUGAAUCAGGAUCACCUCCGUCUAAGGCUAAAGUGUCAACACGCAUCUUGUCCGUGUUCAGGAAGGGUAGUGACAACAGGAACACGUAUGUGGACGAGGAGUUGGUAAAAGGAGCACGGGGACAAAACACAACUGACACGAAGCAAAAAUCAGAAAUGACGUCAACACAGCCCAAGACUGUUGCCUUCGCAGACGAAGCUGGAGCCAACAGCGUUGAGGACAAGAGCGCUCAGAAGGGUUCAACACAGGCAAAAGCUGCCCCAGUUGCUGCAGACGACAUGUAUGAGGUACCGGUCACCCCCGACAACCUGAAAGUGGACAUGAACGUGGACAUGCCCGGCGACCACAACGUGGAGGACAGCGAGGGUAAGGUUGAGGAUCCAACUCAGGAUACCUGGUACGAUGUGCCGCCUCCUCCUCUGCCGUUUACUGAAGAUAUCUACCUCAACGUGGGCAACACAGAAGAUGUAGAUGACGCCGCCUCCAGGAGUGAUGAUUCUUCCUAUGAGAUACCUGUCUCAUCAUUGACUGGCCAGAAUCAGGCUUAGACUGGGAACUGCAGUUCCUGUACAUGUGUGAUAUUGUAGCUACUUAUGAAGUGAGGUGGAUUGGAGAUCUCAACAGAGAUCUAUCGCCCAGUGGUUUAAACGAUCACUCAUUACGAUGACUUCAUCUCCAACAUCGGUUCAGUUCGUACAACAAUAAUUAUUAUUGUCCUAUGAAUAUUAAUACUGAACUGUUAUUAGUGUUUUGUGUCUACAAGGGGGAAAUAUUGUGACGUUCUCCGGGAUUUCUCCACAAUUUCCACUGAAUAAUCCAUGUAUAUCCCAUUGCUCUGUUAUUGUGUACACUUAUCUCAUUUAGUUUUGAAUUAUUUGUGAAUGCCAUUUGGUUAUUUUCUUCUAUGCGGUUAGAUAGCUUCCUGCAUGUGACUGAAUAGUUAUAUCUACAGAAUAUAACACUGUGAGCUCAAGGUGUGUUUUUGCACACUGCAUGUACUGAGCUACGUUCCUAUCCACAGGUCACAGGCUCAUUGUGUGUCUUUGUGUGUCCACGAAAUGGUGGUCAGUGGAACAUCCACAAUAACAAUGUGCAACUGACCAGUCACUGCCCAUUCAUUUGGACGUACAUCAUCAUGUUGUACCAGCAGGACGUUGGGGUAGCCUAGUGGUUAAAGCGUUCCCUCGUUCGCAGAAGACCGUGUUCGAUUCCCCACAUGGACACAAUCUGUGAAGCCCAUUUCUGGUUUCCCCCGCCUCGAUAUUGCUGGGAUAUUGCUAAAAGCGGCGUAAAACCAUACUCAUUCAAUGUGGUCUGUCUCUAGCCAGCCAUUCAUUACUUACUUCGUCCCUGUUGGGACAUAAUCCUGCAACCAUUCAUUAGUGCAUGUGUGGGUGUAGGUAGCAAAUAUUAUAAUGUCUCAUAUAAUCAAUAUGCUCUCAUUGAACAGAUGGUCAUGGUGACAUGAUCAGACCCCGUAUUCGUAUAUUCCUACCUAACGGAUUUGUUUAUGUGAAAUAAUCUUUCGUUUAACGUAUUGUAACAUUAUUCUUUGAAGAUUAACCUAUUGUAUACAACCGAAUAUUUUGUGGUUGUUCUCGCUAGUUUGUAUUCAGUGGAAUAAAAAAAUAUAAGCUUA